Arachis ipaensis is the source of this 3205-nucleotide messenger RNA. The record is from RefSeq and is a predicted model, not a curated record. Lineage: Eukaryota; Viridiplantae; Streptophyta; Magnoliopsida; Fabales; Fabaceae.
CUUUGCAGAUUCAGUUAGAAGGCGUUGCUCAGUUUUGCAGUGGCAUCCUGAUGUUGCCACACAACUUGUUGUUGCAUCAGAUGAAGAUGGUUCUCCUUCUCUAAGGCUUUGGGAUAUGAGGAAUAUAAUGACACCAAUAAAAGAGUUUGUGGGUCACACCAGAGGUGUUAUUGCAAUGUCAUGGUGUCCAACUGAUAGCUCUUAUUUGAUAACCUGUGGCAAAGAUAGCCGGACCAUAUGCUGGGACACAAUUUCUGGAGAGAUUGCCUGUGAAUUGCCAGCUGGAACCAACUGGAAUUUUGACGUGCACUGGUAUCCAAAGAUCCCGGGAGUGAUAUCAGCAUCCUCCUUUGAUGGAAAAAUUGGCAUAUACAAUAUUAAGGGUUGCCGUCAUCAUGGUGUCGGGGAAAAUGAUUACGGUGCAGUAUCACUUAGAGCUCCAAAAUGGUACAAGUGCCCUGUUGGCGUUUCUUUUGGCUUUGGUGGAAAACUUGUGUCAUUUCAGUCUAAGGCAUCUGCAUCUGGUUCUCAACUUGGACCUUCAGAGGUUUAUGUGCAUAACUUGGUCACUGAAGAUGGUCUAGUCAGUCGAUCCUCUGAAUUUGAAGCUGCAAUUCAAAAUGGUGAAAGGUCUUUGUUGAGAAUUUUAUGUGAUAAAAAAUCUCAGGAAUCAGAAUCUGUGGAGGAUAGGGAAACUUGGGGGUUUUUGAAGGUUAUGUUUGAAGAUGAUGGGACUGCACGCACAAAACUUCUAACACACCUUGGAUUCAACGUACCUAGUGAAGAAAAAGACACAGUUAAUGAUGAUCUUUCCCAAGAAGUAAAUGCUCUUGGACUUGAGGACACUGCUGUUAAUAAUACAGGACAUCUGGCACCUCAUGAAGCACCUUCUUUUUCAUUUGAUAAUGGGGAGGAUUUCUUUAACAAUCUUCCCAGUCCUAAAGCUGAAUCACCCGUAACUACUUCUGUGGGCAACUUUGUUGCUGAGGACACUGCCAAUGGAUCAGAGAAAAUCCAAGAUUCUGUCGAAACAGAGGAGAGCAGUGACCCUUCAUUUGAUGACAGUGUUCAGCGUGCUUUAGUUCUUGGGGAUUACAAGGGUGCAGUUGCGCAGUGCAUAUCUGCAAAUAAAUGGGCCGAUGCCUUGGUUAUUGCUCAUGUUGGUAAUGCUUCCUUGUGGGAAAGUACAAGAGAUCAAUACCUUAAGAUGAUCCGGUCGCCUUACCUAAAGAUUGUAUCAGCAAUGGUGAGCAAUGACCUGUUGAGCCUUGUGAACACUAGGCCUCUCAAAUUUUGGAAAGAAACCCUUGCUCUUCUUUGUAGUUUUGCUCAGAGAGAUGAAUGGACAAUGCUUUGUGACACACUUGCCUCAAAACUCAUGGGGGCUGGCAAUUCGUUAGCUGCAACUCUUUGUUAUAUAUGUGCUGGAAAUAUUGAUAAAACAGUUGAAAUAUGGUCGAGGAGCCUGUCAGCUGAGCAUGAGGGGAAAUCUUAUGUUGAUCUUCUUCAGGAUCUGAUGGAAAAGACUAUUGUUCUUGCCUUGGCAACGGGACAGAAGCAGUUUAGUGCUUCUCUGUGCAAGCUUGUUGAGAAAUAUGCUGAAAUUUUAGCAAGUCAAGGGCUGUUGACCACAGCAAUGGAGUAUUUAAAACUUUUGGGUUCUGAUCAACUAUCACCUGAGCUUGUGGUUUUAAAGGAUCGAAUUGCACGUUCUACAGAACCUGAGAAAGACUUAAAAACUACUGCUUUUGAUAAUUCUCAAUCACACAGUGGAUCCUUUUAUGGUGCUGAUAGCUCUAGUUAUAAUAGAACUUACCAUCAGGAGUCAAUAUCUGCUCAAGUGCCGCAUGGGAUUUCUGGUGUUCAAUAUUCUGAAAACUAUCAACAGCAAUUUGAUCCUAGAUAUGGAAGAGGAUAUGGUGUUCCUACACCACAGCAGCAACCUCAACAACCUAAUUUAUUUGUUCCACCACAGACUGCUCAGGUUCCUCAACCUCCCCAGAUGAACUUCUCGAAUAAUGUUGUCACACCCCCUCCUUUGAGAACUUUCGAUCCUCAUAAUUUUCCGGCACUUAGAAACGUGGAACAAUAUCAGCAGCCCACAUUGGGUUCUCAGUUGUACAAUUCAAGCACCAAUCCGCCUUACCAUUCAGCACCCCCUGCUCCAUCACAUGUGGGUUUAGGUCAUAACCCUAACUUGUCACAGGUUGUGGCCCCUACACCAAAUCCAAUGGGAUUCAUGCCAGUCCCUGGUUCUGGUGGUGUCCAAAGACCUGGAUCAUCGCAACCACCCAGUCCUCCCCACCCUCAACCUGUUCAACCAGCUGCAGCACCCGCAGCGCCACCACCUACUGUGCAAACAGCCGACACUUCAAAAGUACCUGCACACCAAAUGCCGAUUGUUACAACAUUGACAAGGCUUUUCAACGAAACAUCAGAAGCAUUGGGUGGUGCACGUGCAAACCCAGCUAAGAAGCGGGAGAUAGAAGACAAUUCAAAAAGACUCGGUGGAUUGUUUGCCAAAUUGAACAGUGGGGACAUCUCCAAAAAUGCAUCUGAUAAGCUCCUUCAACUUUGUCAGGCGUUAGACAAUGGUGAUUUUGGUACUGCCUUACAAGUUCAGGUUAUUCUUACUACUAGUGAGUGGGAUGAAUGCCAGUCAUGGUUGGGUUCCCUUAAACGAAUGAUCAAGACAAGGCAGAGCGUGAGGCUAAGUUAAAGAAGUUAGAAAUUUCUUUUUCCUUUUCAUGAUUUUGGGAAAAUUUUCAUGUGAUUAGCAUCUUGCAGUAGUGUCCCUUGAUCCUGUCACCCGUGUACACAAGACUACUGUCUAGAUUGCAAGUGCAGGGUUUUGAUUCUAUGCGCACAUCUACAAUUUCUUGCAGUGUCUGCUGCUUUCUUCACAUAGACAGUUAUUAAAAGCGGUUACUGAAGGUAGUUUUCAGGACAUGAUCAGAAAAGAUAUUUAGCAGAUUGUUUUUUCAACCAAUAUUUGUAUUAUGGAGAACACUGUUUUGUUUGUUUGCUCAAAAGAUAUCGGAUGGUUUUUCUUUUACCUCAGCUAUAGAUUGGGUCAGUGUUUCCUUUUCGUUAUUUUCUUUUUAAAGAACAUUGUAUCACAGUAGUCAUAUAAAGUAUUGAUUGGUCGACAAAUGAAUAAUGUAGCAUCAUGUUUAUUUAAUCAUGCAUCAUUGGAUUUUCUUAA